Pelmatolapia mariae (spotted tilapia) is the source of this 4363-nucleotide messenger RNA. RefSeq names its product transmembrane protein 108 (gene tmem108). NCBI's taxonomy places the organism in Eukaryota, Metazoa, Chordata, Actinopteri, Cichliformes, Cichlidae. Gene Ontology annotation, biological process: dendrite extension; postsynaptic density organization; retrograde axonal transport. The record is from RefSeq and is a predicted model, not a curated record. The transcript has 5 exons. Gene Ontology annotation, cellular component: postsynaptic density; endosome membrane; early endosome. The coding region runs from base 480 to 2000 and encodes 506 amino acids.
CAUCAAGCAUUAAGGGGAGAUCACGGAUCACAGUUCCAUUACCCGUGGCCGCGGAUUACGCUGCCUUGAGACUGGGAGGGGGUUGCUUCACGUCCCGCUAUUUACGGCGUUGGGGCUGAGAGUGGAAAGGUGGACGCAGAGGGUCCAGAGGUCCAGCGAAGGGUGGCGCCCUGCGCAUGUUGUAGUCCAGCGCCUGGACGCACAGUGCCGCUUCCCAGGGGCCGGGGGACCCACAGCGACACGGUCGGCUCCUGCAGUCCGCUGCCUGGGCUCCACUGGCUUCUCGCUGCAGCUCAUGAUUCGGACAUUUCUGUGCGGGGACUGGCAACAUGUGCGCCCGGAUGGUGUGAAGUGUGACACGGCGGCUUUUGGGUUGCAUUUCUCUCGGAUACGCCGAGCAGGCUGCCCGACGUUACGGCGCACCUUGUGCAGUAGAGAACCAUGAGCACUGUGGAGGAGGAGCCGGAUCACAUGAUACCAUGAAGACAAGCCUACAGGUCCUGCGCUGCCAGCUGCUGAGUGUUCUAGCAUUCCUAGCACUGCCAGCAGGACUGGUGUCAUCAGCACAGGAGCUGUACCUCAGCCACACAUCCCAGGACUCUGUCUACAUGGCAGUCACACACAGCAGCCCCCUGUCCUCACCCAAACCUCCACCCCUAGACUGGCAUCAGGAGGGGUCGAGUAGCGGGGAAUGGCCACCCAAAGGCAUGCAACCCACAAAUGCCCUCCUUCCUACGGCUGCUCUUCCCCCUUUACACUUCCAUCGGCUUGCCCAAGCUUCCAACUUAGCUCGCGAGGAUCCUCCCAGUUAUGACAGAGUCACCCCAAACACUGUGAGCACUGGCAGUCAUGUGAAUCACCCCAAAGAGCCCAGCUCUGAUGUUGUAAACAGAAGUCUCAUGCACAAAUUGGUCAGGGCCCAUAACCCAGUUACAGUCAGCACUAACCAGGCCAGCAGCAGCAGCAGUCCUAAAUUUCCUAAUGCAGAGAUGCCAAAUAUAGAUGUGGAAUCUGCUGCUAUAGGGGCCCCGAACCCCCUGGCACCUCUGUCCAGCUCUGGAGCAGAAAAAGGGGAUGCACUCGAUGCAAACCACACAGGGCCUCAGAAGCUGAGUGUAGAGGAACUCGGGCAGCGGCAUGCUCCACGCCUGCAGCCCCCCUCUUCACUCUCAGUCGAUGCUGAUGCUGCACGAGGCCUGAAACUCAGGAAGCAUGCUGUAGGAUCCCCGCACCACGCCAUCACCCUUCGCGAGGUGCAUGGAGUGGACGAGCCCCCCACUGCUCAGUUGGUUGUCACUGUCAAGAGCUCACCACAGAAUCAAACUUUCACUGCGUCCAGCACCCUGUCCACCGAGACGGGCGUCACAACACAGAAUUCAACACUCAUGCCAGCCACUCGCACUGCAGCGAACGACAUCACCACUGUGGAAAGUCAGUCUCAAGGUUCUGUCCAAGGUAACAGCACUGACCUGCUAGGGAAUGCAACUGCAUAUGGGGAGCACUUCUCCAAGAGCACAUCAGUCAAGAUGGAACAGCAGGCAAACAGCUCAGAGCCCACUUCCACAACCAGCGGGAACUUCCAGAUCACACAAUUGCCAAUCACCACCCCGACACCUGGCCACAACCCAGGCACUGCUAUCGACUCCACGUCAUCCCAAAAGGACAUCUGCUUUAGCAGGAUGGCCAUCGUGUGGAUCGUGCUGGCCAUCAGUGUGCUCGUGUCCUCGUGUUCUGUGCUGUUGACUGUGUGCUGCAUGAGAAGGAAGAAAAAGUCUUCAAGUCAGGAGAACAACCUCAGUUACUGGAACAACGCCAUCACCAUGGACUACUUCAGCAGACACGCCGUGGAGCUGCCCAGAGAGAUACACACUCUGGAGAGUGAGGAUCAUGACACCUGUCUACCCCCUAAUGGAGACUACAGCGGCAGCAGCGUGGUCCUGGUUAAUCCUUUCUGCCAGGAGACCCUCUUCAUCAACAGAGACAAAGCUUCUGCAAUAUAGAGACACAGAGGGGCGAGAAGCUCUGCGGAUCCUCGUCCUCCUCUCCCCCUGCUGUUCUUGUCUAUUUUAUAUAUGUGGUAAAUAUUCAGAGACUUCGACUUUAUACUGUAUAUCACAAACACAAAGAGCAACCUGAAAGAAGAGCGGCGUAAACAGACGCUUAUUUACUACGAGGAUGCACCUGCGUAUUUUUCUGAUGUACAUUUUCUACAAAAGGCUUAAUUGUGAUAAAGGUUUUUAUUGUCUUUAUAAAAUUACAGAGUAUAUGUGAUUUUGUUUCUUUGCAGUGGCUUGAUGGUGAGUGCACUGUGGAUGUUGCCACACAAAAUCUGCUUUAGAGAGAGACACAUGUGCUAUAAAAAAGAUUAAAGCUGUUCUUUGUAAUUUUAACUUUCCUUUAAAAUCAAUCCCUGAAUACUUACAGCCUGUUGAACUUGAAUAAGCACCUAGAUAAGUCGGGGGGAGGAGAGGCAGGGAUAUAUGGAGGAAUAAUGGUUGUGAAAUCUGAGCCUGUAUUUAUCAAACUUACGAAAAUGAUCAUUUAGAACUAAAAGUAAAGACUGGCAUUAAAAUGACUCAACCCUUAAGAGUGGCUUUCAAAUGAUCAGUUUGCUCAGAUUAGUCAGAUACACAGAUUGACCCGACAGCUGCACGAUUUUACCCAGUACAGCACAUUUUAACAUUAAAAAAGUAUGUUAUUUUAUCUGGUAAUUUUCUAAUUAAGAAGAUGAUUAAACAUCCAUCUAUUUUUUUGGCCAUUUAUCCAGCGAUUCACUGAGAGGUUGGAGCCAGUCAAUUACAGGCCUAAAACAGACAGACAAGCUUUGCCAGGCAUCGAGGGGACUAGGAGGUCUGAGGGGACGGUGUAAAACUGUAGUGGCAUCCCGGUUAUUAAACAUACAUAAAAUAAAACAUUAAAAUUAAUUUGCAGAGUCAAUACGUUUCUAUUCUGAAAGUAAGAAUUAAACUUCAUGGUUACAGUUUAAGCAAAGCAAUAAAAACUCGCUAAAGUGAAAAGAUGUUUCUGGGAGCUGGGCCCUUUCUGAAUUCACUGAUUCAGUUUGUUGUUUUAAAAAAUUAUUAUUCUAAAGGGAAAUUUAAACAUCAGAUGAAAUCAGGUAUACAGCUGCUAUACUUUAAGGUACAUCCUAGGAAUUAUAUAGCAGCUAAGGGGCUUUGACGCAGGCAGCAGUGCAUGGAUGAUGAUUCCAAACACCUUAGCCUCAGAAAAACAGUCAAAAACAGUGAAGACCUGAGCUGUGGUGUGCAGCAGACAGUGAUAGCAUGGAAACACACACGUUCACAAAAUCCGCAGUUCGUUUUUAGGUGAAUUUUAUCCCUCGGCAGUUUGAUAAAUACAGGCUUGGAUGUUAUCGGUCAGUCUGAGCAGGUCUUUGGGCGAUGUGGAGUCCAGCAUCCAGCAGUUUUGAAUAGCAGCUUUCAGCUCUCAAUAAAAAAUGGAGCGGACUUAAAAUGGCCUUUCCCCCUCAUGCGUCACCAGCUUCUCCGAAGAGGGACCACAUAGAUGUCUUAAUUCCUUACGUUGGCCCUUUAUAUAUCAGUAUGCGUGUGCAUGUAGGUGCACUGAAGCGUGCGUGUGAGCAGGCGAGCUGCGACGUGCCGCCCCCUUUAACCAAAUGUCACGGUUACUUUAAAGUUUGAUUGAGACUCCGUGCGACGUUCAGCUCAGUUUUUGUGCGUCCGUUCCUGUGUGUGCCUCUGUACGUUUGUCCCGUCUGUUUGUCUCUCGUGUAUAUCGUGGAGUGGCUACCGGUCAUGUGUGAGAAAGAGUUCCUCGCUGCUGUAGGAAACAUUUAGACCACCCUUGCUACUGUAAGUGUCUCCCUCCAUAGACGGCGUGUUUAUCCAGUAUUGCAAACCGUGUCAAAGGUUGUGUUAGAGGCAAUAAAAACAAAAAAUAAAAAAAAUAUAUUGAGACAAAUGAAGAAUGCUGUGAGCACGUACAGAGGCGAUUUAAUCAAAAGUGCGUUUGGAUAUUUAGUUUCACUAUUAAAUCUGUGGUCCUUCUGUCAUUUGUUUUUACUUUUGCAUCGCUGCCGUUUUAUUCAGUAAUCAAUGCUGUCUGCCUCUACUGUCGCUGAAGAUUCUCCGUAUUGUAUGAUGUUGUUCUGAGAUCACCGGGUGAAGAGGUGAUGGCGAACAACACAGCUAAACAUAUUGAUAUUUCCCGCAUUGGAUGCUCACAGCCGGGCUUGUUGUUUUUUUGCACGCUCAAAAAGUGGAUAUUUUACAAAAAUGUUCAGUGGCACGGUGGAGCAGUGUUCAACAUUAUGUAUUUUUUGUACUGUCGUAUACACACUGUACUUUUUACUGCUGAGCAAUAAAACAAUGGGGGAAAAACC